AUGGCUCCCACCGCCCCAGCUCCUUUCUCCGAACCACUCCUCCCUCAGCUCGAUCUCGGGGAUCCGUAUUACACGGAGAAACACCACCGCCUCCGUGCCUUUGUCCGCAACUACAUUGACACCGAGAUCGCUCCCUAUGCGCAAGAAUGGGAAGAGGCAGGCCAGGUGCCGGAGCAUGUCCGUCUACGAUAUUGCCAGCUCGGGUUCGCGGUCACCCAUCCUGUCGUUGAUCCCGCUGAUGCGGGCGGUGUCCAACUGCCUGCCGGAAUACCUUACGACGAAUGGGAUACGUGGUGCUCCGUUAUCGUAACCGACGAGGUCAGCCGUCUGGGCUGGUGUGGUCCAAUAUGGGGCAUUUCAGGCGGCAACUCCAUCGGUGCACCGCCUAUUGCGCGCUAUGGAACAAAAGAACAAAGACAAAGGUGGCUGCCGAAGAUCGCCAGAGGAGAGCUCAGAUUUUGUCUGGGCAUCACCGAGCCAGACGGAGGAAGCGACGUCGCCAAUAUCAAGACCACCGCGGAGAGGAGGGGAGAUCGUUAUAUCGUGAAUGGCAAUAAGAAAUGGAUCACCAACGCUCUCUGGUGCGAUUAUUGUACAGCUGCGGUGAGGACCGGUGGACCAGGCCAUGGAGGUAUCAGCCUGUUGGUUAUCCCACUCAAGGCCGAGGGCGUCACAUUAAGAAGAUUGGAGAAUACAGGCGUCCACGCCAGCGGAUCAACCUACAUCACUUUUGACGAUGUCGAAGUACCCGCGGACCACCUCAUUGGACGCGAAGGCGGCGGCUUCCCCAUGAUCAUGUCCAACUUCAACCCAGAGCGUCUCUCUCUGGCUACUGCCUCACUCCGCCUCGCUCGGGUCUGCGCCCAAGAUGCGUACAAUUACGCCUGCGAUCGCGAGACCUUUGGCAAGAAACUGAUCGAGCAUCCUCCCAUCAAGGCAAAGAUUGCCAAAUUCGGACUCUUGAUUGAACCCGCCCACGCAUUCCUCGAGCAGCUGUGCUACAUCAUUGAAACUUCACGCGUGACAGGAAAGCCGGUCAAUAUCGGCGGCAUGACAGCCUUGCUAAAGGUGAUGAGCACAAGGUGCUUGGAAAAAGUGUGUCGAGAGGCACAGCAGAUCAUGGGUGGAGCCGGCUACUCAAAGACGGGGCGAGGUGCCCGGAUCGAACAGAUCAGUCGAGAUGUGCGUGUUCACGUUGUCGGUGGUGGUAGUGAAGAAAUCAUGCUCGACCUGGCUGUCCGUCAAGAGGUCAAGGAUGUCAAGCUGAGAGCUGCUAGGCUUGCGGGCGCGAAGCUGUAA
This is a messenger RNA of Fonsecaea pedrosoi CBS 271.37, 1299 nucleotides long. RefSeq lists its product as uncharacterized. NCBI's taxonomy places the organism in Eukaryota, Fungi, Ascomycota, Eurotiomycetes, Chaetothyriales, Herpotrichiellaceae. The record is from RefSeq and is a predicted model, not a curated record. The transcript is spliced from 2 exons. The coding region runs from base 1 to 1299 and encodes 432 amino acids. Gene Ontology annotation, molecular function: oxidoreductase activity, acting on the CH-CH group of donors; flavin adenine dinucleotide binding.